This is a messenger RNA of Leptomonas pyrrhocoris, 2471 nucleotides long. RefSeq lists its product as hypothetical. Bases 54 to 2471 code for a protein of 805 amino acids. NCBI's taxonomy places the organism in Eukaryota, Euglenozoa, Kinetoplastea, Trypanosomatida, Trypanosomatidae. The record is from RefSeq and is a predicted model, not a curated record. The transcript has a single exon.
AGUGUCCUUAUUAACAGUUUAUAUAAGAGUUCGUUCUCUACCGAACCCUCAAAAUGAUGGAUUUUCGUGAUGUCACGGCCGAAAACCAAAUUAAAGGGUUUUCGGCCUACUUCGAUAGUAUUAACUAUCCAGCACAACCGCUGAGCGCGGAGUCAAAAGUAUUUUUCAACACCUUUUUCGGCGGUGAGGGUUUUAUUACCCUUUGCGACCUUCUGUUUGGGCCCUAUUAUGACAAAGGCGCUUCUGACGCAAGGGAACUGUGCUGGAUGGAUUACGCGAAUUUGGCACCUACGCAAAGCGUCGCCACAGCGUUGUCGGGGCUUAUUCAUCCAAACUCUGCUUUUAUAUCCACCCUAGAAGCACUUUCCACGCCAUCUGCCACCUUCUCGGCACGGAUCAAAAAAGGUUGGAAGAACGCUGCGGAGGCUCGCCUCGAAUCUUUUCUCUACACUGAUCUGCCUCUCUCUUCAGUGUAUCCACAAUCUUACCAGCUUAUGACAGAGCCUGGGGAUUCUAAUUUGUACGUGCUUCCGCGGUCACGGGUCCCGCCAAUCCUGCUCGUACCUUUCUGGGAACCGCCUGUCGUGACUCGCAAAGAGCUUAGCCAGCAGCAAAUUUUGACGUCUUUGCCGUGCUCCCCAAUCGGCUAUUUUGUUUUCCGUUUGUUCUUUUUCGGCAUGAAACGUGUGAAACAGUAUAGCGGCGACUACCUUGCCCAGCGACGGCGUAGAAAUUUCUUUUCCUGCAUGUGGCAUCUGAAGGAAGUAGCUUACGCGUCACUUUUCAAAACAGUUCCGAUUGAUAUGCCUUAUUACACGCAGCUACUCCAAACGUACACGCAAAUUUACGUGUCACCAUCCCUUCCGCGGCAUUUGAGCAGUAAAGCGACAAUUGGCGACGUCACGUGGACCACUUGCGACACUGUUGCGGCGCUGUUAAUAAUGGCGCCGUCACUUCUGGCGCACCGUCAAAUGAAGCAGCCGCUCGAUGAAAAUACGCGAUUUGGCUGCACAAACCCCGAGUCGCUCGCACAAAUUACCUCCAUCGUGCCGUUGCAUACAAGCAUGGUGUAUGCUUUGCUUCAGAACCGCAGCGACUUUCCUGUCCAAGAUAGCCAAUUUUCUGUCCCGCCAGACUUUCCGCUUGACGCAAGUUCCAAAGCGCAAAGCGAUCUCGAAAGCAUCGGUAGCACGCUUUAUCGUAAUUGCUUAAUUUUACUGCGUGAGUGUUUACUAUCCUUAGACCUGGAGCCGUAUUGCAAGUCAUCCCACUUCACCUAUUGUUUUGAAUUAUGGGCAGUGCUGAUGCAUCCUUUCGAUAAGCAGCAGCGGCCGAUGGCAUCUCAGCACGUGCUACAUCACUUUGAAGCUUUCAGCUUCAUUACCGUUGAUGUGUUGAAUAUGCUGGUAAAAAGCUCUUUUUGUCGAUCGAUGAACGAGGAGAGUGUGAAAGUAUUGAAAAAGUGUUUUUUUCUUCUUUCUCAGGACUCGGUUGGGAGCCUUUUAGGUGAUAUUCACACAUCACAGACUUCUCCUCGCAGCAUUGCGGACGUCGUGAGCAGAUACUUCGUUCUAAACUGGACAGGUAACGACGGAAAUAUUCAGUUACCCGAUUUGCACGGUGACACAACCUGCGAUCUUGCUGCCAGAGCCUACGUUUUACUUGAACGGGCGCUCAGUGGAGACCUAUCGGAUCAACUUAAGAGCGAUCUGCGCGAAGCACUGAGUUUCAUGGAGAAAGUUUUCCCUAAUAUUUCCACACACUUAGAUGCGUGGCGCAGCGCUGAGAGAAGCUCCUUCGUCGCCUCUUCAUCGACCUCUUCGCGUCACGUCACCAUUGCAGACAGGCUCUCGGACAGUGAUAGAUCGCUUUUCUUCAAGGGCACAAAGACACAUCGGAAAAUCUUUGCUAAAAAUAUUCGACUGCCUACGCGAAACGGCCGCAUACCUGGGGGACAUCACCCUGCGCUGCAGACGAGUCUCCGAAACGAAAUUCCGUUGCUGCUGGGCGUCUCCCGAUUUCUGGAUGCCGUGACUGUAAAGGCGCUCGCGGUAUACUACUCUAGCUUAAUUCCGAAGUGCGACAAUGGUCACAAUUUGUGGCUGCUGUAUUCGAAGAAUUAUUCCUGCUGCAAUCACCCACGAGAAACGGCAAUAUGGGAGUGCUCUUUGUGCGAAACUGUUUAUGGCAGCUGCUGUAUGGGGUUCCCGUUUCGUGCAGAUGGUGUGCGAUAUUUAGUGUGCGAAGCUUCAAUAUCCGAUGAUAAGCAGUGUGGCUUAUGCGGUCAAGUAGUUCCAAAUGACUGCAGUCUUUUCUACCCGGAACAUAGCCGCGGCAUUUAUGUGUGCCCCGAUUGUGCGUCACAACCUUUCAAAGCACCAUCGACACGCUGGAUAGCGUCGUACACAACGUGGGCUACACUUGUUGUUGCAGUAAUGUUAUACUUCGUUAUUGUGUUUUUGAGCAACUGA